This is a messenger RNA of Pediculus humanus corporis (human body louse), 2358 nucleotides long. RefSeq names its product 85 kDa calcium-independent phospholipase A2, putative. The record is from RefSeq and is a predicted model, not a curated record. Gene Ontology annotation, biological process: positive regulation of ceramide biosynthetic process; lipid metabolic process. The transcript is spliced from 11 exons. NCBI's taxonomy places the organism in Eukaryota, Metazoa, Arthropoda, Insecta, Psocodea, Pediculidae. Gene Ontology annotation, cellular component: mitochondrion. The coding region runs from base 1 to 2358 and encodes 785 amino acids. Gene Ontology annotation, molecular function: protein binding.
AUGACUUGGUUUAACGUUCUGUCAUGGAAUGUAAAAAAUUUAUUGACAAUGGAAAAUCCAAACAAAGUUUUGGAUGUCGUUCAACAGGAUUACAGUCAUCAUCACAUUCAAAAUAGAGAAGAUUCAUUAGUUUUAUACACGCCGAAUAAUAGAUCAAAUAAUUACGAAUUAGUUUUACAUCGACCUUAUAAUGAAUCGCUAACGGAAGCAUAUAGCCUUUGUCGAUGUAUCGAUUCCGAAACUGCACAGAGAAAAUUUUUGCUUUAUAAAGAUAAACUACCCACGAUUGUGUCAAUAAAAAAAGAUUUAUAUAAUUCAGCACAAAUUCAAAAGAUAUGUGAUAUGAUAUCUGAACAUCCUUGUUGGAAUCUUGCACACGUCACCGUACAUUUAGGACUUACAGAUUUAAUAUCGAAUGCUAAAGUAAAAGAAUUUAUUAAUGUCGAAGAAGCUGAGACUGGGUUGUCGCCUCUUCAGUUGGCUAUUCAAGAUCAAAAUAUAAGAAUGGUUCAAGCGUUGUUAAAUAAUGAUGCAUCUUUAAAUCAUUUCGACAAUGAUGGUUGUUCUGUUCUUCAUUAUGCUGCUAUCACAAACAAACAAAUAAUCAAUCUGCUUUGUGAAAAUUCCAUAAUGACAAUUAACAGCAGAAAUGGUGAAGGACGUACUCCUCUUCAUGUCGCUUGCUAUGCAGACAAAAGAGAUUGCGUUCAUGCUUUGUUAGAAGCUGGAGCAGAUGUAAAUAUAUCAGUUAUAGAAAGAAGGUCUUCACUUUUGACUCCUGGUUGUGUAGGUCCCAUAAAGAAUUUUCCCAAAACGUUACACGGUGACGAUAUUAAAAAUGGCGGAACUCCACUUCAUUGGGCAUGUUCAAGAGAAGUUAUAGAAGCUUUAGUGAACAAAAAUUGUGAUAUAAAUAGUUUAAAUUUUGAUCAGAGGACUGCUUUACACAUAAUGGUUUUGAGAAACAGACUAGAGUGUUUAGUUACUUUAUUAAGUUACAGAGCAGAUUGUAAUAUCGGAGAUAAGGAUGGUAACAGUCCGCUUCAUUUGGCUGUGCAAGAAAAUAAUGAAGCUUGUGUUAAAGCUUUGAUAGUUUUCGGAGCUGAUACUUGUUAUGUAAAUAAUAAUGGAUGUACUCCGAGGCAUCUUGUCGAUUGUGAGUCUGAAAUAGGAAGGAGAAUUUUAUAUGUAUUGCAUUCAGUAGGAGCUCCCAGAUGCUCAGACACACAAAUAUCAUGCAACAUUGGAUGCAAAUACGAUGAAAGUUUUUCCGGAACAGCAUCUUUCUUGCCCGUUUCCCUUCCCGCACGUGAUUAUUUAGAUUCCCUUUUGUCAUUACAUACAUUAGACGUUGAAAAGAAAAAAGGGGGUAAAUUGUUGUGUUUAGACGGAGGCGGGAUAAGAGGUUUAGUUUUGAUUGUCAUAUUAAUGGAAUUAGAAAAAUAUUUGGAUCGUCCCAUUUUAGAAUGUUUCGAUUGGAUAGCGGGAACGAGUACGGGAGGUAUUUUAGCUUUGGCUUUGGCUACAAAGAAGCCAUUAAUAGAUUGUUUGUGUUUGUAUUUUAAAUUAAAGGAUAAUACAUUUUAUGGUAAGAGACCUUACGACACGGAAAAAUUUGAAAAUUUAUUGAAAGAAACGUUUGGAAAAUACACAACAAUGGCUAAUAUAAAAAAUCCAAAAUUAAUGAUAACAUCGACCGUCGUUGAUCAUCUUCCGGUGGAUCUUCACAUAUUUAGAAAUUAUGCAUCCCCUUCUGAAAUAUUAAACAUCCCUUGCGGAGAUCCCCUUUUCAAAUCGAGUCCUCCUCAUGAAAAUUAUCUGUGGAAAGUUGCACGAGCGACGGGUGCUGCUCCCACGUAUUUCCGAGCAUCGGGUAAAUAUUUAGAUGGAGGAUUAAUUUCUAAUAACCCGACCCUGGAUGCUUUGACGGAAAUCGAAGAAUUAAAUGCGGCAUUGACGGCCGUAGGGUUGGAAGAAGAAAUUCUAAGGGUUAAUCUCGUCGUAUCACUCGGUACGGGUAUAAUGCCUGUGGAAGCUUUGAAAGGAGAAGUAGACAUAUUCAGGCCGUCGAGUUUGUGGGACGCGGGAAAAUUCGUUUUCGGCGUCACGACGAUGGGAGUCAUAUUGACGGAUCAAGCGACUCAAGCCGAGGGUAGAGUCGUGGAUCGAGCUCGCUCUUGGUGUUUUUCGACAAAAGUCCCCUACUAUCGAUAUUCCCCGCAAUUGUCGCAAAAAGUCGAAUUGGACGAAAAAAAUAACGAAAUACUAACGAACAUGCUUUGGGAAACGAAAGCUUACAUGCAUUCAAAAACGGAUGAAAUUAAAAAAUUAGCCAACAUAUUAAAAAAUUUAAGUUAG